CUGUGUGUAGGUGUUGGGUGUCCCCCACCCGUGGGUGAGCGCGCACCGGGUCCUCGGGUCCUAAGGUCUGGUUCUGUGAGUCCUGGCGUGCCGGGACCCACAGCAACAUUGCCGCGGGUUACCCCCUCACCAGCCACCACAAGCGGAGAACUUGCUGCCGCCCAAAUUACUACCUUGGCUCCCAGAUUGCAAUUAUAGUUACGGUGGGGAUAUCAUAUCGGCGGUGAGGGUCGGGGCUUAGUCUAGCGGCGGCUGGGCGAGUGAGCGAGGUGUUUGGUUGGCAGAAGGUCCAUCACAGUGACACCACCAGCUACAUCAUAGUAGUGGGAAGCAUACACCACCUGACGCACCACCUGAGACUCGGGCACCAACACCUGCCCCGUCACCUGGGCGUCAGUGCUCGUAGGGUGCCGCGCGACGGUGCGUCUGUGUGGGCCGCGGUGUACUGAACACGUUGCCGGCGGCAGGCUGGUUGGUCGGCGAGGGUGGCAGCGACGCGUCAGGAUGGUGGCGAGCAGUUGUUGCGUGUGCAGGCUGCAGGUGGUGGCGGUGGUGGCGGCAGUGGCCCUGCUCAGUGUCACAGUCGCCUUGUGGUGGUGAUCGCUGGUGUGGUAGUGGUGGUGAUGAGGCUCUGGCUAGCGUGGUGCCGGGCCUGCGCCAAGAGACGGUGACCCUGUGUUGGCUCCUAGCUGCAAGGACUACUCGAGUCUUAACUUCUUUUCAACACUUUGUCGGUGCCUUGCAACAUUUUUACUCAAACCUGGCAUUACCUGUAUGGGAAAUUGAUUGGUGAUUUUUCGUCGACUUAGGAGAAUACUUCCAGGAUGUUUGUUUGUUUACGUAUGAUAGUGCAGUGAACAACGCGGCGCUGUGUGAUAGUGCGUUAUAUCUUGGUGAUUCUCAAGUCUGAUUUUGGCCAAGGUGUGUCCGGAUGUGUGUGGUCGUUAAGGAGGAACAACAGCAACAACAACAACAGCAACCCUGAAGUAGCUAGUGUGCCGGCGGCUCCCUGAGGGACAGUCAUAUACUCCAGACACUCGUUUUGUACCUCGUUUGGCCCAAGAUGGAUCGCAAGUCCCUGCCUCCGAGCGUGAUCCCUCAGCAGGCCAAGGACCAUCCUUCGCUUCGAGGGACACCACUGGCCAUGCUCGCCGCCCAAUGCAACAAACUGACCAGCAAGAGUCCCCCGCCACUGGCCGAUGCUGCCGUAGGGAAAGGAUUCCAUCCAUGGAAGAAAAGUCCAGUUGGUGCCGCGGCAGGGUCCGGGGGCGGAGCCUCGGGCGUGGGUACGGGGCAGAGGUCAGGCCCCGCCUCUUCGGGUAGCGGUGGUCAUCCAGCUUCCUCCUCCAGCAGUUAUCAGCGCCCGGCUGUGACGACCAGUGCUGCCUGCUCCUACCCACAACCCUCAGAUCUGUACUUCCCAUCAUCCUCUGCCGGUGGACAGUCGGACUCAGCCCAAGCGUCCCUCCUGUCUAAGGUUGACGGGUCUUCACACAUCCCCGCCAUGAGCUCCAUGUACUCUCGCGUCGCCGGUGUCACUCACCCGUACGAGUCUUGGCCAUUCAACAGCAUGGCUGGCGCCGCCUCGGCCAUCAAGCCCGAGGUGUCGGCUGUGAACUCCCUCAACACCACCAGUUGGUGGGACAUGCACAGUGCUGCCGCUGCCUCGGCAGGCUCCUGGCUGGACAUGUCAGGAGCAACGUCAGCGGGUCUGUCGGGGGUAGCCGGCAUGUCCCAAAUGGCCAACUAUCCCACGGGCGACUACUCCACACUAUCCCACACACUAGCCGCCUCCAACACGGCACACCUCCUAUCCUCGGGACAGCACUUGUUACAGGACACGUACAAAUCUAUGCUGCCUACACAGGGCAUGGCACCAGCCAUGGGCUCCCCAUUCGGGCUGGGCCAGCCCACCUUGCCGCAGGUGCCGUCUCCUCGCUCCCAGCGGCGCUACACAGGGCGCGCCACCUGUGACUGUCCCAACUGCCAGGAAGCUGAUCGUCUGGGGCCGGCCGGAGCUCAUCUCCGGAAACGGAACAUCCACUCGUGCCAUAUCCCCGGCUGUGGCAAGGUCUACGGCAAGACGUCGCAUCUGAAGGCGCAUCUCCGCUGGCACACGGGUGAGCGCCCUUUCGUUUGCAACUGGCUUUUUUGCGGGAAAAGGUUCACGCGCUCAGAUGAACUACAGCGUCAUCUCCGAACCCACACAGGUGAGAAGCGGUUCGCGUGUCCCGUGUGCAACAAGAGGUUCAUGCGGUCAGAUCAUCUUAGCAAGCACGUGAAGACGCACAACGCCUGCAGCGGCGGCAAGAAGAACAGCGACGGCAGUGAAUGCGACAGCGAGAACAGUCAGAGCGAACCCCCCUCAGUGUCCUCCCCCGCGUCUGUCAACACGCCGCCCAUCAAUACACCCACCACGCCCACCGCCCAGGCCAUGAGUCCGCCCGCGCCAGAUCUCAAGCCUAUCGUGUGAGACCUUGGUUGUGGGCGGUCUCAGUACCUCUCCCGGCUACUCUCGGCAGUUGCCAGCGCGCCCUCUGUAGCUGGGGGACGGCGUGGGCGGCCGGGCAGCAGCCGCAGGGUGCAGGGGGGCGCCUGCCGUGGGCUGUGUUCCCCAAUGUGAUAGUGGGCGCCCUUUGGGUGUCCUCGGUGGUGGCGGAGUUGUAGGGCAGGACGCGGGCCCGCCUUAGGACGGGUCCGGGCCGGGGCUCCGGGCCUGCCUGCCGCGCCGGUCACCUCGUCAGCAUGUGCCAAAUCUUGCGCCCUCUACGAGCCUCGUGUGUAAAGUGUCUAUAGUGUUUACUAAUGUAAGCGGAUUUCUAAACUAACUAUGAUAUGGGCAUUUGUACCAGUGUUGUCAGUGUAUGGUUCCGACAUUUUUUUUCGUUUAUAUACAAUAACACACUUUAUUUUUACACAAUUUGUAUUUCCUUAACUCGUCUCACACUGCAUUAACAAGGCCACCCAAAGCGAUCAGUGUCACAGAUAAGCCCGGGACAGGCGGCAGUGUGAGGCCGCCCACGCCCACGCCCACGGAGGGUGCAUCUUAAUGGUGGGUGUUCGAGGCGCCCAGCUCAUGCUGCCACCCGUCGCGCCGCGCCGCUCCCGUACUCACGAACCGGCAAGAGGCAGCGUCCUGAGGUAGGAAGUCUGAGCAGUGGUCGGGGUCAGCGGAGUGCUUCACGUGCAGUCCCACGGCGGGAGCUCCAUCGGGAACCGCAUUGUUGGUGAGCUCUAAUAGAAAUCCAGACGCUUGUGGCGGAUUUAUGUCAGUCUUGUCCUAAGGGGCACACGGACGGGAUAAUUAUGGUGAUAAAGAUAUCCAUAAUGGGAGGUGACCGGCGGGGUAGCAAGGCGUAAGACUCGCCUCACCGGUACUUAACGAUAAUCACCAUCAGAGCUUAAUUGAGGAUAUUGCCUAUUUGAGGGUCAUCAUCCGUGGUCUUUGACGUGGAAGCGAUAAUAGACAAGGGAAGCUGCUUGUCACUCACCGCGGAAACAGGGCCUGCCAGUGCUCUGCUCGCCUCUCCACCUUUCUGUAUUCACAAGUAAUUAUUUUUUUCACCGUGACGUCCGCGUGUUUUUGUUUUUGGCAAGUGAAAACAAUCGAGUUUAAUUUACGAAUCCUUUCCCGGAUUGCCAGUGGUAUGAAAGGGGCGAGUUUUUGCACGACUUCCGCGGCGGAGGAGGAAUCAGCGGCCCAAGUUAGCAUUACCAUGUGGGAGCUCCCGAACGCCUGCUCCUUAUUACUCUGUUAUGUCUUUUUUUGCUGCGGUGUGCUUCCCUGCCUCCCUGCCCCUCCCCGCGAUGUGUUGUCCUCAGCUACUCGUACCAUGCUCCCCUGCUCCUCCUCGCGGUGCCCUCCUGUCCUUAGCCUCCACGUUUUGUCCUGCGUUACCUUGCGUCCCCGCCCCUUAACGGUAACUCUUUUCAAAUAAUCCUCCCCCAAACAUAAAACGUACAGUAAAUACACGCAUAUAAUCAACUAAAAGAAGUAAAUAUAGUUUUUAAGAGAAAGCAAUAUUUACUAUUUUUAAAGAGCAUUAUUGCCACCCAGUUAGUUAUUCAUUGAGACUAUAGUGUGCACGUGGAACCCCAGACUCAGUUCGCUAAGGGAAGUCAUGAUCGACAUUAAGGAAGCUCUAACCUCGUGUGUGGCUGAAUACACACCCAUAAAUGUAAAAUAAUUGGAAAAAUGUUCAUUCUGGUAAUCGAAGUGUUAGGUGACUUCACAGGACGCCAUGAACAUUUUGCUCUGAGUGGCCACCCAUCCCUCACCUCACCUCUCUCCUCACUCCCUCUCCCACUGCAACACUUUUCCUCCUAUUUUUACAUUCGUGCUCAAAUUCCAGUAUUUCAGCAUCACUCGAGCUGUCCAGGACACACGAGGGGAAAUAAUAACAACAAUAAAAAUAGUAAUAAAACAUUGUUGUAAGAGAGAGAGAGAGAGAGAGAGAGAGAGAGAGAGAGAGAGAGGGAGGGAGGGAGGGAGGAGCACAGAGGGGGCAAGGGAGGGGUAGCAGUCGAAACUGUUCCAGAAAUGUUCAUCAGGGGAACCACUGCUUCGCAUAUUCAUUUCCGAGUCAUUUGUGUUCAAUUAUCCGAACAGGGAGAGGAGGAAGGCGGGGAGAGGGAGGAGAGGCGCCUCACUCUCCCCAAUUACAGUCACUAUUUUGCCCAUUUUGUCCAUUAAUCCAGACCAAUUUUCUCCCUCCCCCUCGAGCCCUCUUCGUCCCCUCGUCCCCUCGUCCCCCUCGUCCUCCCUCACGUCGCCACCACCAAUCAGUCGGGAAGAUUCGCGUCCAAGAACUGGAGUAAAGAUUGACUGUUGCGCUGGUGAGGCUUGCGUGGAUCCCCUCAUUGCUUGCUCCUCCUCCUCCUCCUCCUCCCCCUCCUCCUCCUCAAAGAUACCUGCUGCACUAUUCUCUCUCUUUAAUUAACUAAAGGUCUAUUAUUGUUUGGUUAUCCUACGCCAUCCUCCUACUCUUGCCUCUGGUCCUCCUCCUCCUCCUCUUUCUCCCUUCCUCCUAUUGUUCCUACUCAUCUUCCUGCUUCUCUUCUCCUGUUCUCUCUCUCUCUCUCUCUCUCUCUCUCUCUCUCUCUCUCUCUCUCUCUCUCUCUCUCUCUCUCUCGCCUUUAUAAUUUUCUAGGAAGUAAUAAUUUUUUCCUGCCCAAUAUUCAUCCUACGUAUUACAGAAUCUAAAAUUUACUCAAGAAAAAUUCCAAUUCACUUUAUAUAUAUAUAUAUAUAUAUAUAUAUAUAUAUAUAUAUAUAUAUAUAUAUAUAUAUAUAUAUAUAUAUAUAUAUAUAUAUAUAUAUAUAUAUAUAUAUAUAUAUUGUGAUGACAGAAAACGAGAAACGCGAGUAUUUUUUUGCGGGGGUUUAAAUGUUAGUACUUCAGCACAUCAUGAACAGCGGCAUUAGGUGACAGAUCCGCGACACUAUCAAUAUUCUGAGCGACUAAACCUAUUGGGAGGGAGAUCCGUGUGUGUGUGUGGUGAGGGGGAUUAGUGGGAAAGGGAUGGAGACUGAGAGAAAAGGGGCGAGGCGAGAUAGAAAGAGAGAGACAGAGUGAGAGAAAAGAGAGGACAGGAGGAGAAUGAGGGAAGGAACAAGAGGUGGUGAUCGUUGGUAAUUAAAACCCCAUACCCCCAGAGCCCAUACCCCCAUAACUUCCCCUCCAUACCUCUUCCAAUCCUCCCUCCACCUCCUCCCCUAUCUUUCCCAUUCCACUCCACGCUAUUAAUCUCCUUCUUCAACCCCAUCUCCCCUCUGACUGCGCCCAUUGCUUUUUCAAUCAGCUAAUUCUGACCGCGAUGUAAUCCACGGUAAAUACUUAGCUUCCCCUCGCCUCGCCCGCGCCUCCCUCCCUCCGCCUGGUUCCCGAACGCCGCCCGGGGUCACUAGAGGGGAAAGAAUCACCGCCUUUUGAUUAGAUUUGCUCAAUUGGUGACAGACUUCCAUGCGGCUCGAUUUAUGGCGAAAGGGAAAGGAAAGGAGAGAGAGAGAGAGAGAGAGAGAGAGAGAGAGAGAGAGAGAGAGAGAGAGAGAGAGAGAGAGAGAGAGAGCGCUGGAGGGGAAGGGUAAGGAUUGAAAGGGCGUAUGAUGAUUAGAGAACAUGGAGUGGGAGGAGGGCAAUCAGGGAGGAGAGAGGAGCGUAUGGCACUGGGAGGGCAGGGAUUGGCCAGCCAUUAACCGCUAAGGAUUAAGGAGGGGAGGUGGAGGACGAGAACACUGAGACGAGAAGGAGGACGAGGAGAUGAAGUUAAGAAUGUUUAGAAAUAUAAUAACAUAAAGGACUUACACACAAUUAAGAGACGAAUGAGGGAGAUGGCACAAGGUAAUUAAAUGCAUACCUAAGUAGAGGUGAUAUGAAAGACGGAAUUACAUAGACAAUUGAGUAAAAAAUUGAAUUCGAGUAUACUGAUUGCGAAAAAAGUACUAGAAAAGAAAAGAAAAGAAAAGAGUACUAGUUUGAUAUAUACAAGAAUAUGUACUUUUAUUGUUUGCUUUGUUAUUUGCCUGUCCCGAAGCCCCAGAGACACAAGGGAACUGCAUAAGAAGCACUCACUGGCCUUGGGAUCUGAAAGACAACCGCCGUAUUACCACACCAUCACCACACUCCUCCACAACACCCCGCCAGACCAGUAAACCACCAAAGUCACACCCAUACAUAUUCCCCACCACAACACACUGCUCCCCCACCACCACACCACCACAACUGCAAUGCACACACACACACACACACACACACACGUUACUUAUACAGUUUAAGAUUUGUUAGUAGAGGCGGUGCGACUAAAUGCCUCUUUUUUUUCCGAUCUGGCCUUGUUACGUUUUUAUUCAAAUUUUACAUUAUCAAAUCACCAUAAAUUCGACUUGCGUUAAAUGUAUUCUUCUCAUAGUAUAAUUUUCAUUUAAAAGCAGAUCAUUUGUAAUUCUGGGACCGCUUUAAAUACCUCACACCCGACCACAGAUGUUCGCGCCGUGGCGGGGAAGCGAUUCGUCGACCAAGGAAGCAAGCGAUGGAAGGCGUCACAUUCUCGCAUACCCCACACGUAACAUUCCGCUGACGCCGCGGAGGCCUCGCGUUGUAACCUGCGUUCUCAUGAUCAUUUAUUUCAGAAAAGUCUGUGGUAAGAUGAAAAUUCGUAAAUCACGCAUGCCUCCGUGCACACACACACACACACACACACACACACACACACACACACACACACUCCAUUCCAACCCUCACGUGCUCCCAGACCAGUGAUCCAAGUAGUCCCCGUCAGCCCCUCACGCCCCACCCUUCCCCUCCGCCCCGUGCGAGUCCCAUAACCCAGGCCGGGACGGCGGGGCGGGGCGAGGCGGGUGGUGUGGGGGCGAGGCGGGGCAGACCAAUAGGCGACAGACAUGACCACAGCCAAGCCCGAAUAUGACUGUUGACGGUACUAUUUUAUCAUCUCUUUUGAUUCGUUUGUACUUUGUAAGUGGAGAGUGAGUCGCGCUCACCGAGCCGUGUCUGGUGAGUGCCAUGGCUUUAUUUCUUUUUAUAUACUUUAUUUUUUUUUUAUUUUUAUUUUAGUUUCACGUGCCUCAACCAAGUCUUUCCUCAGGUUAAAUGAAUGCUGCAGGAGUAUUCUUCGUUCAUUAAUCCAAUACUAACGGAACUUGCAAUUCUAUGUAAAAAGGCCAACUUUUUCUGCGGCUUCGUUUUAUUCUCAGUCUUGGUUGAGGUACUUGGACCAUGCGCGCGACGGUCUGGCUGUUGUGCUGCGGCGCCUCACGGUUAGGCUCAGCACACGCUGCGGUAUCCCAGGCAGCACCCAGCCGCCGCCCCCAGGCGUGUCUCACCAAGACGGCUGGCAGAACAUCAGGACACACACUUCUGUGUUGUCCUGCUCCGGUCAAAGAAAAGUUGCAUUAGCUCGUUGGGUUGCGUGGAGCAGCUGGGUGCUGGCUGGGGCGUCACUGAACCUCCGGUGCUGUCUGCCGGGGUACCUAAGUCGGGUACUGGUGUUCAGGUUUACUUAUGCCAGAUGAUGUAUGUGUGCCCUCCCUGGCCGCCUCCUGGCUGGUGGGGAGGGGAAGGCUGCAGGGCUCGGUAUGGGAGCCCUCUUCAACUACCUGGGCUUUGGUUCCUUGUGCGGGCUUACCUGCUCGGGUAUCAUAAUUCAGGUUUUCAUAAUCAGGUAGUGCUGAUCAGGGUCAGGUACCGUGUUAAAUUGUCUUUCUGCAGGUGCUUCUGGUCAGGUAAGCUUGUUCACGUGUAUUUUCCUUUACUUGAUUCCCAUACAAUAAUUGGUUCACGUCUUGCCUUUCCUUCAUCCUUCUCCCUCCUCCUCCCUUCCUUCUCUCGCUGUCCGCGUUCAAGCUUACCUCCUCAGCGGCACCCAAGCAGGUGACCUUGCUCAGGUACUGUUAACCAAAUGUCCAUAUUUCUGGCUCUUCUGUUCACAAUCAGCAUUCAGGCCCCCUUGUUCAAGUGUUCCAUUGUUAAGGUGCCGGGCGGUUGGCGGGGCGUCAAAUUGGUGGCACAAAUAUGUAUAAAAGCUGAGAGCACGUGCCAAAGUUUUGAACAUAUGCAAAAACUCUGUACAUGAGUUUAAAAAAGCUUGUUCCUCCAACAUGUGACUGUAGUAGUGCACUGUUUAUUUGAAGGAUUUACCUUAUUUUUUUUCUCUUUUUAUCAAUCAGUUUUGUCAUUGCACAGCAAUAGCGUAAUCAUCAUGUACAGAACUUUUGAAACAUGUGUCGAAGCUUUGUUCAUGUACUGCAAGCUUUGAACAUGGGCUAAAGCUUUUUUUUAAGUUUGUAUCUCUGCUUUGAUUAUGUACUAAUGCUCCUAUCAUGCAACUGUGCUCUGAACAUGUACUACACACGACACACUAUAGAGACACUGCUAACGCUCCCGUACACGAGACGGGCAGCGAGUACUUACUUCAUGAUCUAGUAUGAGUAUUCACUGCAGCUCUGAACAUGUUCCGCAGCGCUGAACAUGUAUUAAGACUAAACCUAUUCAUAUUGAUGGACAUAUAUAUAUAUACACACUCUGAAUGGCGUGGCCGAGGCUGGGGCAUGGCUAAAGGCUUGAAAGACAUAAAACCCUGACCAAUAUCAUCAGGUGGUGAUCGAAGGGCAUUCCGGGAACAUAUUGAUUAACUCAGAGGGUCGCAGUGAUGAUGAAGCACCAGGUGUGUUGAGGGGAGCAGAGGUUUCCUGGCUUGCUGCUGUGUGGUGUGGCGGUCAUGAGCUCAAUCCUUCACGCAUAAAGCUUUAAAGUUCAACAUAUCUAACUCAUGUACAAAUUCCUCUACGUGUUUUAUGUUUUCCUUUGCCUUUAACAUGUUUCAGCCUAACCCCAGUGUCAUGUACCUGUGUGUGUGUUACUUCCAGAUGUGUUGUUUCUGUUACCGCACUAUUAAUCCUCUUCACAAUUGUAAGUACCUAACCUUACUGUAUUAUUAUUAUUAUUAUUAUUAUUAUUAUUAUUAUUAUUAUUAUUAUUAUCAUUAUUAUCAUUAUUAUUAUUAUUAUUAUUAUAUUCUUUAUUAUUUCCAUUACCAUUUGCUUUUUUGAAGAGUAUUAUUAUCAUUAUUAUUAUUAUUAUUAUUAUUAUUAUUAUUAUUAUUAUAUUAUUAUUAUUAUUAUCAUCAUCGUUAUCAUUAUUACUACUACUACUACUAUAGUCAAUAUUAUUAUCAGUAUUAUUUAUUCAUUAAAUUUUCCUUUGAGUUGGCCCAGAGUCAGCCAGUAGCCGGGAAGACCACAGUCCUAGUUAGUUUGCCCGUCACCAGGGGCUCCAAACGCAGCUUUAAUUCAUGCCAUUUAGCCUUAAACAGACCUAUAAGCCUCUGCCACCUGCCCGCUCCCUCAAGUCCCACGCCCCACCCUCACCACUCUUCUCCACCCUGUGUUCUUGUUCCUCCCAGUCUUGCCGUUGCAUAUCACUGUCAGAUGCUUGACAUUCACUUUUGUUACUAUUCUAAAUAAUAUAUUUUAUACAUACGUUGCCAAAGCUCCGUUCCCUUACUGACCUCUUUCCUCAACCUAGCCGCACACCAACCCUUCCCCUUCCCCCUUCCCCUGCCACAGUCCAUCCGCCCCAUUGCCCCUCAGUUGUGCCAUCAGACCCCCGCCUCCCUCUAUCCCCCAAGAGGCGCUGGCCGCCACGCCCCGGGCCCCGUGGGGGUUCGGGCAAGGCUGCGCCAAACACCAAUCAAAAGUACUAAACAGAAUGCGAUAGUUAGGGACGUGUGGGCUGCGCCUGCCGGGCCGACAGGUCGCUGUACAUAGGAAAGAGAGAGAGAGAGAGAGAGAGAGAGAGAGAGAGAGAGAGAGAGAGAGAGAGAGAGAGAGAGAGAGAGAGAGAGAGAAAUGUCCAACUGUAGAUGUAUCGAGAGUCAAUAACGAAACUGUAUAUAACUUGUGCCUUGAGAAAGAAACCCAACUGCUACAUGUAUUGUAACAUAAGAAAUAAAAUGAUAUUGUGUUUAUCAGUCUAUCCUUAACAUCCGAGCACGAUACUAUUAAAUUUUUAAAUAUUAAAGAAAACUGAACACAAAACAUUCAGAGAAAUAUAUUGACAUUCAUCUAAAGCAUGCAAGACGUGAGUGAAUGUUUCAAUAUAACUGCUCAUGUUUCAGUCCAAAGGGUUCAUGAUGCCCGUAAAGUAAAGUAGUAGAAGGACUUUGUGUCAGUUCAUUACAGUCCACCCGUCUAAUCCGACCUUUCUUUCACGUUAAUUUAACAACAAUAUAAUCUAAAUCUUUUGAAGCUCCCUUUUGUCCUUUCAUCCAUCAUGAUUCACAACAUUCAAACAACAUGCAAAGAAAACAUCGUGGUCGGAUUAUUAAGGGUAGACUGUAUCAGAUGUACUGUGAGCAGCAGCAGCCGCGUCUCAGGCGGGGCUCACAUCCCCAGUUAAAGGGUUAACUUCAUCAUAUCUUUAUAUAUAUAAAUAUUUUCUUUUUUUGUUUUUGUUUUUUUGUUUUCAUUAGAUCAGAACAGCUUGAACAUUUGGUAUCAGUUAACAGGACUUGGACACGACGGUAGAAAUAACAGCUCAUUGGAGGCUGGCGGAGGUAAUGUUUGUGCAGCCUGGAGCAGAGGCAGGGCUGCUCCUUGGCUUGUAGUGUAGCAGUAGUUAUUGAAAUGUUUUAGUUUUGUGUCAUAAGGGCGACUCUAGCCAGUGUGUUGUGUGUUAGGUGACUGAGGAGCGCACAGGUUGAAGGGUGGUGUGGCGUGCGCACCGGACCGACUCAGACUGAGGCAGACAGCACAGGCCAGCUGACAAAGGACAGUAGCCACGCUCUGACAGUUGAUGCUCUCCAACCGAAAACAGACGAACUUUGCAGGACUGAAGGAGUUUAUAUACCUGUAGGAGCAGCUGGCCCUUUCGUGCGCUCCAGGACACACACACACACACACACACACACACACACACACACACUCGCGCGCGCCCGAACAAAAAUAGUGCAUGGAUUUUAAAUAACUGUAUGUAAAACGAAAAUCUUGUCUAAUUGGAUACGAUAAUUCGGAAAACCAUAGAACUGCAAAAGGUCCCUGAAUAAAACAAACGAAAAAUUUUCGACAAAAAUCAUGGAAAUCAUAAUGAAAACACACACACACACACACACACACACACACACACACACACACACACACACACACACACACACACACACACACACACACACACAUCUCACAAUGUUAGACAAUAUAAUGAAGACAAUGCUUCCACAACCACAACCAUCACCACCACCACCAGUACUACAAUCAAUAUCACUACCACCAUGACUGGCAACAACAACAUAAUCACCAUCAUCAUCAUCCUCAUCAUCACCAUUAUCAAACAUAGUGACAAGAUCGACAACACUAGUAUACGGUACAUAUGACCCACAUUGAGCCUUACACGUGAAGAGAAGAGGGAGGGAAGGGAGGGGGAGCAGGAUAAGCAUCAAUACGCUUGACUGAAAGACUUCCAUCGAGACUGAGACGAUUGUUGACCAAGCAUGCAAGUUCACGGGUGACUCGUAAAGAAACAAAGGUCCGGAGUGCAGAGGGUCACACACACACACACACACACACACACACACACACCCUACGGGCCUACAUCAAUGGUAACAUCACUUUGCUGGAUGCUAAGUUUUUUUUUUUUUUCUUUUCAUUAUUCAGCUAGCAGUUAGUGUCCUUCUUGAGGAAGAGGAUGUGUGGUGUGGGAAGCGUCCCAGCCUUACCCAUGGGGAGGGUAAAGCCAGGAGUCCAGCACGUGAUUCUUAGUACACACACAAACACACACACACACACGCACACACACACACACACACACACACACACACACACACACACACACACACACACACACACACACACACACGUAAGAAUGCUAUCUUUGCCUUUUGAUUGAUAAUCCUUAUCAUAAUAAUGUAUCAAUUAGAUAAAUAAAAUUAAUUGCAAGAGUUCAGGAAAAAUAAAGAAAGAAAAAAACAUCCCAGAGUUAGUUCUGGGACGCGGCACAUCAGCGUCUGCGGAGGCUGCGAUGUGUUUGUGAGCAGAAUGUAUAUACUAUUAUUAACCUGUGUGGCGGGGUGAGAGAUGAGAGACGGUGUGAGUUGAGCCACGUGCUGCUUCUGAACUAUGUAAUUAUUCAUCUCAUUGCCACGUGGUGAAUGUUACUGAUUGUUAUCGCCGAGACUCUGUAUCCAUGUUAUUUAUGCUCUCUAUUUUAUUGUUGUUGUUAUGAUUUACGAUGAUCCUGGGAGAUGAAUGUGUAUAAGGGGGCGGGAGGGAGACAGGGAGACAGGUGGUGCUUGUUACCGGCCCACCUGUGAGGUUGUGAGCCUGUGAGGCUGGAGAAGCGGGGUGCUCUUCCUGGUGGCAACUCCCGGGUGUGGUCAUAAAGUUAUGCGUCUCAUACAUACAAGCGAACGUGGUGUGUGUGUGUGUGUGUGUGUGUGUGUGUGUGUGCAUGCGUACAACAUAGAUCAAACACGUCUUUCAACUGAAAGAAGUUUUGUUGCCUCCAAGAGCAAUUGCGAAACUAAAAGAAGGAAAACGAUUAGUAAUGCGUGUGAUUUGUGAUUUCGAAGAAAUCUGGCGGUGUGCGCGGCGGUCUGCUGAACAAACACUAACAUAUCCUGGCGAGAUUACAAUUUUUUUUCUUUAGAUUAUUUUCAUUAUGUAUCUAAUGCAAGUCAUAGCUAAAUGACACAAGCAGCUGACGUCUGCAAGUCCCUCAGUAACAGUAUGUACUGAUCUUGUUUCCAGCCAGCCCUGCCCGCCAUCUGUCAAAAUCACAAGAAAUGAUUAACUCCAAUCCAUUGCCUGAAUAAUAAUAAUAAUAAUAAUAAUAAUAAUAAUAAUAAUAAUAAUAAUAAUAAUAAUAAUAAUAAUAAUAAUAAUAACAACUGUUUCCAAUCAUAAAUCAUAAGGGCAAGGGACACAAGACUCAUUCUGUUUAUAAAAAAAAAAGUCGAGAAAAUACUUGUUGAAAAUUAAAAAAAACGUUUAGUAUUCAUUCACUUGGUUAAGUCGAUAUCAUAACACAUGAGGAUAAAUGCUAAAACCAAAAUACUUUAAAAAUACUGUAAUUUCACCUGAAAAUAUGUACUGUAUUGACUGACACAUCCCAUGUUUUAAUAUAAUUCAUACAAAUCUCUUGUAACUACCACUUUUAUUUCGCUGAUGGAUUCCAAAUAUUAGUGAGCAGAUUACACACUGCGUAAGGAAAUGUUGGUUCGAGGUAACGUUCACCCCACGCAUUCCUCCCCUGGUCUGGUUCACACGCAUCCCACGCGAACGCUUUGCAUUGCUUUGCCAAACGAGCUGCCACCAGGAAGUGACGCUUUGCUGCAGGGGACACACGCUUCUCCAGUCUGUGCGGGGACUGCAGUGUUGUUUAGGGAGCGAGGAGGAGAGGAAGGCAAAGUGCACGCGGGCUUGUGUCACGUGAACAAUGGUUCUGGUGACGGAGGAAAGAUAUAUUUUACUUUCCCUCUAAAAUUAUUAUCCCCGCACACUCUUCCUUUUCCCCUCACUCUUGCUUCCACAAUUGUAAUGUUGUUCAGUUUAUAUUUCAGGAUUAUAUAUAUCCCAUGUUCACUGCUAGUUUUCAUGAAUCACAGCCAGUUAUCGCAGUUCUGGUAUCAAAUACUUAUCAUCAGACAGUUGAUGAAUUAUUUAGCCAGUUUUAAUAUUAAUCUUUCAAGAUGCACACCCACAUUUUUACUGCCAGCAGAAGACAUGCAAAAUACAGUUUGUGUGUUUUCCUAACAUCUAGCAGGCAGUAUAUUGAGGUUAAUGUGUGUGUUGUAGUGUCACGCUCCUGACGCAGCAAGAGGAGGUGCGAGGCUGGUGUUUGCGGUCACUUGGGAUGCAUUCACACUUACAUGAAACUUUAUAUUUUCAUCACUGUCUCGCCCUCAGGGUCAGUCAGUCCGCCUCCUUCCGCUGCAUCAUGGGGCGUGGGGGGAGCAGGAGGAACGGGGAAGAGAGAGAGAGAGAGAGAGAGAGAGAGAGAGAGAGAGAGAGAGAGAGAGAGAGAGAGAGAGAGAGAGAGAGAGAGAGAGAGAGAGAGAGAGAGAGAGAAUUUUAUUUGCCUUUUCUCUUUACAUUUUGUACAUCUGAAUUACAUAAUAUUUAUGAACAUCAAGGUCAGAUCUGUCAAGCCGAAGCUUUAAUACAAACUGAAAAAGAAAUAAAUAAAAAAAAUUGCGCAAAUGUAUGAGAGAGAGAGAGAGAGAGAGAGAGAGAGAGAGAGAGAGAGAGAGAGAGAGAGAGAGAGAGAGAGAGAG
Messenger RNA from Scylla paramamosain (green mud crab), 14778 nucleotides. RefSeq names its product transcription factor Sp9-like. The coding region runs from base 1064 to 2473 and encodes 469 amino acids. Gene Ontology annotation, biological process: regulation of transcription by RNA polymerase II. Lineage: Eukaryota; Metazoa; Arthropoda; Malacostraca; Decapoda; Portunidae. The transcript is spliced from 3 exons. Gene Ontology annotation, molecular function: RNA polymerase II cis-regulatory region sequence-specific DNA binding; DNA-binding transcription factor activity, RNA polymerase II-specific. The record is from RefSeq and is a predicted model, not a curated record.